Messenger RNA from Arabis nemorensis, 186 nucleotides. Lineage: Eukaryota; Viridiplantae; Streptophyta; Magnoliopsida; Brassicales; Brassicaceae. The record is from the annotation of a GenBank genome assembly.
AUGUCGGUGGUUCUGUUCAUCGUAUUGACUCCCGGAGUAUUGUUUCAGCUUCCCGGGAAGACCAAAGUGGUUGAGUUUGGUGGUUUUCAGACAAGCGGUGCAGCCAUUGUGAUUCACACUCUCAUCUUCUUUGCAUGCAUCACGGUUUCCCUCAUUGCUCUUCAUAUCCACAUAUAUGCUGCCUAA